Erinaceus europaeus (western European hedgehog) is the source of this 4628-nucleotide messenger RNA. It is a transcript of the gene ESYT3, whose product is annotated as extended synaptotagmin 3. The coding region runs from base 471 to 3161 and encodes 896 amino acids. Gene Ontology annotation, molecular function: lipid binding. NCBI's taxonomy places the organism in Eukaryota, Metazoa, Chordata, Mammalia, Eulipotyphla, Erinaceidae. The record is from RefSeq and is a predicted model, not a curated record. The transcript is spliced from 23 exons. Gene Ontology annotation, biological process: lipid transport.
CAGGCUCACCUGUUACUCUGCAAACCCCAGCCGCCGGCCACGCCCACACGACGGCCACGCCUCAGUCGCGGACCCGCCCACAAGGCUCUGUCCACACGGUGGCCCAGCCCACUCCGACUGCAGCCCCUGGUCCCAAGUUCGACCCCGGGGCGGAGAUCUGGCCUCAGCUCUCCGCGCUCCUCGAUCCAGGCUCUGGCCUCCGCUCUCCGUGCUCUGCCAUCCAGGCUCCGCGCUACGGGAUCCUCGACCCCGGGUUCCUAAAUCGAGGCUCGGGGCUCUGCUCUCCAGGCUCUGCCAUCCAGGUUCCGCGCUCCGGGCUCCGCGCUCCGGGCUCCAGACUCCAGGCUCCAGACUCCAGGCUCCGGGCUCUGCUCUGGGCGCCGCGGGAGGACCUAUGCGCCCGGCCAUCGAGGCGCGGCCCUGAGCUCCGGUGAAGCCCGGGGGGGGGGGGCGCCGACGGCGGUGGCGCGAUGCCGGUGGAGGAGCCGGGCGCCCCUGGUGCCCAGGACCCACAGGAUCCCCAGGAUCCACAGGACCCCGAGCGCCCGCGGGCCUCCGGGCCGCGCCUGUGCCCGCAGCUGUUGCCCGAGUUCUGCAGCCUCGCGGUGCAAGCGCUCGUCUACCUGGCGCCGGUCUACCUGGCCGGCUACCUGAGGCUCGGCCUCACCUGGCUGCUGCUUGGCGCCCUGCUGUGGAUGUGCUGGCGCAGGAACCGGCGCGGGAAGCUGGGUCGCCUGGCGGCCGCCUUCCACUUCCUGGACAAUGAGCGCCAGUUCAUCAGUCGUGAACUGCGGGGCCAGCACCUGCCAGCCUGGAUCCACUUCCCUGACGUGGAGCGGGUGGAGUGGGCCAACAAGAUCAUCUCACAGACCUGGCCCUACCUGAGCAUGAUCAUGGAGAGCAAGUUACGGGAGAAGCUCGAGCCCAAGAUCCGGGAGAAAAGCAGCUACCUGAGGACCUUCACCUUCACCAAGCUCUGUUUUGGGCAAAAGUGUCCCAGGGUCAAUGGUGUCAAGGUUCACACUGACAGGCGCAACCGGAGGAAGGUGGUCCUGGACCUGCAGAUCUGCUACAUUGGGGACUGUGAGAUCAGUGUGGAGCUGCAGAAGAUACAGGCUGGUGUCAGCGGGAUCCAGUUGCAGGGCACACUGCGGGUCAUCCUGGAGCCUCUCCUGGUGGACAAGCCCUUUGUGGGAGCUGUGACCCUGUUCUUCUUGCAGAAACCGCACCUGCAGAUCAACUGGACAGGCCUCACCAACCUGCUGGAUGCACCAGGCAUCAACGAGGUGUCAGACAGCCUGCUGGAGGACCUCAUGGCCGCCCACCUGGUGCUGCCCAACCGUGUGACAGUGCCCGUGAAGAAGGGGCUGGACGUGACCCGCCUGCGCUUCCCGCUGCCCUGCGGUGUGAUUCGAAUCCACCUACUGGAGGCAGAGAACCUGGCACAGAAAGACCACUUCCUGGGCAUCCGGGGCAAAUCGGACCCCUACGCCAGCCUGGGCCUCGGCCUGCAGCACUUCCGGAGCAAGACUGUCUACAGAAACCUCAACCCCACCUGGAAUGAAGUGUGUGAGUUCAUAGUCCAUGAAGUCCCUGGGCAAGACUUGGAGGUGGACCUGUAUGACGAGGAUCCUGACAGGGAUGACUUCCUGGGCAGCCUGCAGAUCUGCCUCGCAGACGUCAAGAGCAACAGAGUGGUAGAUGAGUGGUUCACCUUGAAUGACACAACCAGCGGGCGGCUGCACCUGCGACUUGAAUGGCUCUCACUUCUCUCGAACCCAGAGGCACUGACGGAGGACCAUGGUGGCUUGUCCUCUGCCAUCCUCAUCGUCUUCCUGGAGAGCGCCUGCAACCUGCCGAGAAACCCUUUUGACUACCUGAAUGGUGAAUACCGUGCCAGGAAGCUCCCCCGCUCUGCCAGAAAUAAGCUCAGUAGAGACCCUUCCUCCUACGUCAAGCUGUCUGUCGGCAAGAAGACACACACGAGCAAGACCUGUGCCCGCAGCAAGGACCCCGUAUGGAGCCAGGCCUUCUCCUUCUUCGUGCAAAAUGCAGCAUCUGAGCAGCUGCACCUUGAGGUGCUGGAUGACGAGCUGGAGUGUGCUCUGGGGGUGCUGCACUUCCCCCUGAACCAGAUCCUGCCCUGCCCGGACCUCAUCCUGGAGCAACGCUUCCAGCUCAACCACUCAGGCCUGGACAGUCUCAUCUCCAUGCGGCUGGUGCUCCGGUUCCUGUGUGUGGAGGAGCGAGAACUGGGGAGCCCGUACACGGGGCCAGACGCCCUCAAGAAAGGCCCUCUGUUCAUUAAGAAGGUGGCCACCAACCAGGGCCCUGGAGCUCCAACCCCAGGAGAGGCCUCCCAAGAUGCACCAAGCCCACCAAGCCUGCCAAGCUCUGAUUCUGAUGCCAAGGAGGCCCCCAAGAACAUGAUGCCCAUGGCAGCCAGGCCCCCCACAGCAGCCCCUGAGCCCACACCCCAAGAGCCAGGCCCAGGCCCUAAAGGCAAGGAUGGCCCCAGAGGGCUCUGUGAGGCCACAGGGGAGAAGAGGACUCCAGCCAACAUCUUCCUGACUGUCCCCGGCCCCCACUCCCCAGGGCCCAUCAAGUCUCCCAGGCCCAUCAGAGGCCCUGCCUCACCAUUCGCUUGGCCACCUGCCAGGCUGGCCCCCAGCAUGUCCUCGCUCACCUCCCUGGCUUCCUCCUGCUUUGACCUCACAGAUGGCAGUCUCCACACUGAAAGCAGGGCUGGUGGGCCGUGGGGCCUGGGCGAGGUCCAACUCACCGUGCGUUAUGUGUGUCUGCGCCGCUGCCUCCGGGUCCUGAUCAACGGUUGCAGAAACCUGACACCCUGCACCAGCAGUGGAGCUGAUCCCUAUGUUCGAGUCUAUUUGCUGCCAGAAAGGAGGUGGUCAAGUCGCAAGAAGACUUCAGUGAAGCGGAAGACCUUGGAGCCCCUGUUUGAUGAGACAUUUGAGUUUUUUGUUCCCAUGGAAGAAGUACAGAAGAGGUCACUAGAUGUCGCUGUGAAGAACAGCAGGCCCCCUGGUUCACACAGAAGGAAGGAGUUAGGAAAAGUCCUGAUUGACUUGUCAAAAGAAGAUCUGAUUAAGGGCUUCUGCCAGUGGUAUCAGCUGACUCCUGACGGACAGCCCAGAAGCUGAAGCAGAGCUCCACCACCCUCUGCAUACACGUGUCCACGUGUGUAUUUCUUAACAAGUCAGAGACGCCAAGUGCAGACAUACAUUCUUGUGUGGAAUUAUACUGCAUGGCUGGAUGUCAUUAGGGUGUCAUGUACAUGACAGCAAGUGCUACUCUCUUGCUUGGAUUGAACUGCUUAAAUCCAGAAAGGGAGGUCUUUAUGCCUUCUCAUGCUAUCCAAACCUCAGUGGUGAUUUUUCACCUUUGGGAAGCAAUUACUGACCCUCUCAUUUAGGACAUGCCUGAACAUCUGCAUCAAGUGUCUAAUUUCAGGCACAGAGGGUGAGGGAGCUUUGCUCCAGGACAGCUAACAGGUUUCCUAGGCUGUAGCUGAGCCACAGAGGUGGCUCUUUUAUGGGGAUAAAAAGCGAGUCACCCCCAAAGUGCUGAGAGCAAGUGCUCUGAAGUCCUCUUCUGCCACACUAUGCACUGAAAGCAAACUUUGUCAGCGGUGUGUUGAAACAAGUGCCUCUUUUCAUUUCAAAUUUUACAAAGUGGAAUAGGUGUCCACGGGCUGCUGUGCUGUGUGGUCCCAUCAUCUCUCUCGUCCACUCAGACAAAGACCCCAGGCCACCAUCAGCUUUUGCCUUCACUCCCACUCACCUCAAGAUUAUCAUGUUUCUCUCCUUUUCAUUAUCCAGUUUCCCGUUUCCUACCAGAAAUAAUGUGCCUUAUAGACUCAGCAAGCCAACCUCGAGUUGCUUGCUACUUCAGUUAUGUCCAAAUGCCCUCCUGCAGAAUUCUCCAAGCCAUCAAUCACAUCCUUCCUGCUCAGCUCCAGUGCUUCCUCCACUAGCCCAUCCACACGCCUCUCCCGGCACUGCUGCACUUGUCAAUCAUGGGCACUUUUCACUCAGCAAUCGCACCUUGAACAUUUGAGACUGUUUAUUGAGUAUCUGCUCAGGAUCCUAUGCUAAGAAGUUACUUGUAUGGGGCUUGGUAUUUAAUGUUUGUUCACUCUGUAAAUGGCCUGGAGGCUGCUUGAAAUGAUUUCCCCCUCCAUGAUCCAAGACUGUGCUAAGUACAUGGUAGGCUGCAUGUAAUAAAAUGUACUUCCACUGAGCUUUCUAUCCUGAACGGGAACUUCUCCUAGUAAAAUGGGACAGCCAGUGUCUGUCCUGACUAGUUCACAGUGGCACUGUAAUACCCACUAUAAUGCUGCAUCUUGAUAACGGCUGAUGUGCCAGGGAAGUUACAGAGUGUGAAGCCCAGAACCUCUGGAGUAUCAGUAACCCCUCCAACAACUGAGCUCAAGAGAGAAAAGUGAAACCUACCUUUCCUCCUUCAAGCACAUACAAAACUUCAAUCAUGGGAGUCAGGCGGUAGCAAAACGGGUUAAAGCGCACGUGGCACAAAGCACAAGGACCGGCAUAAGGAUCCCGGUUUGAGCCCCCGGCUCCCCACCUGCAGGGGAAGUUGCUUCACAGGCA